This is a messenger RNA of Phasianus colchicus (ring-necked pheasant), 2993 nucleotides long. RefSeq names its product tryptophan 2,3-dioxygenase (gene TDO2). NCBI's taxonomy places the organism in Eukaryota, Metazoa, Chordata, Aves, Galliformes, Phasianidae. Gene Ontology annotation, molecular function: heme binding; metal ion binding; L-tryptophan 2,3-dioxygenase activity. The record is from RefSeq and is a predicted model, not a curated record.
UUAAAUAUUAAAUAUUGUGUUUAUUCACAUGCAGACUUCUCACUGACUUAUCCCUUACACAAGCCAAGUCUCCAUCAGGGAAAGCCACACAGCAAAGUGCACAAAAAUUGUCAUAUGGGAAAAAGCAAGUGUCCCAGCCACUCUUUUUUUGCUGGUUGAAACAAAACAUUAGAGAGCCAAAACCGCAUGAACUUACUGACCUUUGUGCCAUGACAGUUUCUGUAACUACUGAAUAGCAGGGAUGGGCUGAGAGCUAAGAGGAUUUGGGGGGGUUGGUCUACAGAGGGAGAUAAGGUCACAUAUAAGGCAGGUGCAGCAGAUUAGGGUUAACUGAAUUGGCUUUUUUUUUCCCUAGAGCACAGCUCAGUGAGUUUGGACCCUGGAACCAUGAGUGGGUGCCCCUUCACAGGGAACAAAUACUCAUAUAAAUUUGGCAACCUAUCUUUGAAAGAUGAGAAAGCUGAUGAAUCGCAAGAGGGAAUAAAUAAAGCCAGCAAAGGUGGACUUAUCUAUGGAGAUUACCUGCAAUUGAACAAAAUACUGAAUGCCCAAGAGCUACAGAGCGAAAAGAAAGGAAACAAGAUCCACGAUGAGCAUCUUUUUAUUGUGACACAUCAAGCUUAUGAACUUUGGUUUAAGCAGAUUCUGUGGGAGUUGGAUUCUGUUCGGGUGAUCUUUCAGAAUGGACAUGUAAGAGAUGAGAGGAACAUGCUGAAGGUUAUUACUCGAAUGAACAGAAUAUCAAUGAUUCUGAAACUACUUGUGGAACAGUUCUCAGUUUUGGAAACCAUGACUGCAUUGGACUUCUUUGAUUUCAGAGACUACUUAAGCCCGGCCUCAGGUUUUCAGAGCCUGCAAUUUCGUUUGCUAGAGAACAAGAUUGGUGUUCCCCAAAGCCUGAGGGUUCCCUAUAACAGAAGGCAUUAUCGUGAUAACUUCAAGGGAGAGGAUUAUGAACUACUGCUGAAAUCAGAGCAAGAACCAACGCUUCUGCAACUUGUGGAGGCAUGGCUGGAAAGAACUCCAGGACUUGAGGCAGAAGGAUUUGAUUUCUGGGGCCAAUUUGAAGUGAAUAUUUUAAAAGGACUAGAAGAGGAAUUUGCCAUAGUACAGGCCAAACCAGAAUCAGAAGAAAAAGAGGACUUGUUAUCUGAAUUUCAAAAGCAGAAAGAUAUAUUACUUUCAUUAUUUGAUGAAAAACGGCAUGAACACCUGCUUAGUAAAGGAGAAAGAAGACUGUCUUAUAAAGCUCUGAAGGGUGCCCUAAUGAUCUACUUCUACAGAGAGGAGCCCCGUUUUCAGGUUCCAUUUCAGCUUCUCACCUCUCUUAUGGAUAUUGACGUACUCAUGACAAAAUGGAGAUAUAACCAUGUCUGCAUGGUGCACAGAAUGAUUGGCAGUAAGGCUGGCACAGGAGGAUCAUCAGGCUACCAGUACUUGCGCUCAACAGUGAGUGACAGGUACAAGGUGUUUGUGGAUUUGUUCAAUCUUUCAACAUUUCUAGUGCCAAGACACUGGAUACCAAAGAUGAAUCCAACAAUUCAUAAAUUCCUUUAUACAGCAGAAUACUGUGACAGCUCCUAUUUUAGCAGUGAUGACUCUGACUGAACUAUCUAGACUGGCUGCUGCGAAGAACUUCAGAACAUUCACCCUGAAAUAUUCCUGAUACUAUUCCUGAACUAAAGCAACUGUUCUCAUCAGCAUGGGUGUGUAAAUAUUUAUUUAUGUAUGACAAAACUAGGUGAAUACUCCACCUAACAUAUUGAAUAAAUUUAAUUGUUUGUAGAAAAAGUAAUCUUGCACUGAUUCAGGCUCUAUUAAAGAAAAAAUCCAAUUCAAAUUAAUGGCUAGUUAAGUUGAAUGUUUGUAUCUGAAAAUCUUUACUUGCAGACAGGAAAAAAAUAAUACAGAUUAUUAUCAUCAUCACAUCUUAUAUGUACAUAUGUUUCUAUUUGUCAGUUUACCUAAUGGCUGUUACUAAUUUACUUUGAGUUGAAGAUGCAAUUAUUCUCAUCAGCUUAAGAUGAUAGAGAGCUGUAGAGUUCCAAAAGAAAUUUCAGGUUAAGAUCUUCAAAACAAAUAUCCUGAAUCUGUGGAAACCCAAGCCUCUGGAAUUUUCUUAAAGAAUAUAAAGGCCUUCAUUAGGAAUAUUUACUGUUAAGAACAGUAGAGAUAAAUGCCUACUUCACACUUCAAAUAAAGCAGUAUUCAAGUUAUUCUUUUGUUGUUUUCUUCUAAAACAAGCAUAACAUUCACACAACAAUAUGACAGCUGUUUAGAGUAUUUUUUUAAUCAAAAUAUCAUUGAAACAAGGAUAAAAUUGUUGCAUCAUAAAAGUGAGGUAACUUUGAUCACAGAAUAGAUAAAGCUUUGUUAUCUACUCAUUAGAUGGACUGUUACUAAAUGCUUCUCUGGAAAAUACAUUUUCUGCAGGCCUACAUUUCUGGAGAAGAGUUCUGUAUCUUUGUGCUCUAGUCAGGCUUGUUUGUACCGCUUCAGAAGCAUAGCUGGACCUUCAAUGUUUGAUACUGCUAUAAAAACACACUGCUCUUAUGGCAAUUGAGAAUUUAGCUGUUCUUAUCCCAUCAGGAAAGUGUGCUAUUUGUUGCCUGUAAUCUGCUAAGGGUAUGGCCUGACUACACAAAAUGCUUCCCCUUUUGUUAUUCUGAAGUUUAAGCCUGUUAGAGACAGGAACAGAACCUGACAUUUAGCACACAGGUCUUUUUUUCCCCCCCACUUAAAAUACUGACUCUUAGAAAGAGAAGGACUAAGGUGACAAUACAAGAGACAAUGAUGAACAUUCGUGGCAUCUUUGAAGAGCUCUGAAGUUCUAGCUACCCAUGAAAGGAAAAGAACUGAAAUAGAAGGACUAUAGCAUUACAGAAACCGUGGCUGCUCAGGAGAUUGCUUUAUGGCUAUUUGUCAUGGUUUUGUGAUUUUUGGUUUUCGGUAUUCUACAUCAUAACAUCAUGUGGGGCAGUGGGAGUUUAACU